CAGGCAGGCGGCCUCGGACGGGCACCGGCGCAGCGCGCCCUCUCGCUGGCUGGGCUGGCUGGGCGAUGGCGGUGACGCGGAAGCUGGGCAUCCGCCUGGCCUACUCGGCGGCCGGGAGCGUGUCGGGGCUGUCGGUCUUCCUGGUGUGGAACCUGGCGCCCAGCCUGCGGCAGCCUUACACCGCCGCCGCCGGGGGGCUCUCCGGGGUGCUGGCUCUCUGGACCCUGAUCACACAUGUGAUGUACGUGCAGGAUUACUGGAGGACGUGGCUGAAAGGCUUGAGGUUCUUCCUCUUUGUCGGCGUUCUCUUUGGCAUCAUCUCUCUGGUGGGCUUCUGCACAUUCCUGGCCUUGGCCAUCUCACAGCAUCAAUCCCUGAAAGACCCAAAGAGCUACUACCUGUCCUGUGUCUGGAGCUUCAUCUCCUGGAAGUGGGCCUUCCUCCUCAGCUUGUACUCCCAUCGGUACAGGAAUGAGUUUGCAGACAUCAGCAUUCUCAGUGACUUCUAAAGAAGACCCAGACUUUUAAACUCCAGCAAGGAGAGGA
Molecule: messenger RNA, 546 nt
Organism: Podarcis raffonei (Aeolian wall lizard)
Lineage: Eukaryota; Metazoa; Chordata; Lepidosauria; Squamata; Lacertidae
Gene: SLC48A1
Product: solute carrier family 48 member 1
Exons: 3
Coding region: 66-509 (147 amino acids)
Biological process (GO): heme transport
Cellular component (GO): lysosomal membrane; plasma membrane
Molecular function (GO): heme transmembrane transporter activity; heme binding
Source: RefSeq, a predicted model, not a curated record